Sus scrofa (pig) is the source of this 2819-nucleotide messenger RNA. RefSeq names its product immunoglobulin superfamily member 5 (gene IGSF5). Gene Ontology annotation, biological process: cell-cell adhesion. Gene Ontology annotation, cellular component: bicellular tight junction; cell surface. The record is from RefSeq and is a predicted model, not a curated record. NCBI's taxonomy places the organism in Eukaryota, Metazoa, Chordata, Mammalia, Artiodactyla, Suidae.
UAAAGGCUUUUUUUUUUUUUUUUUUAACUUUAUCUGUUGAAUCUCCAGUGCCUUCAGUGUAAAAAUAAUCUUUCUGCCCAAGUGGCCUAUUUUGGGGUGGCAUAUUCUAAUCCCCGUCCACCGGCAGACAGCAUUCUGCCCCCAUCCCCCCAGCCCCGUUUAUUUGCCUCAGGGUCUUACCCCAAGUACAGGAAUCCAUACCUUCCGUGGGCACCUGUUCUGUGCAGACGCCCUUGACCUUGAGUCCCAGGACAGGAUUAGAAUGUGACUGUGACGAGGGAGACAAGCCAGAGAGCCACAAAGAACAGACAGUGAGAGAGCAGACAGCUCCAUCCAUGCUGCUUUAGGAUUUGGGGAAUUUUCCAGGGAUUGUCAAAGCUCCAUAAAGCCAAGUUCCUUUUUGACUUCCGAGGAGCUGGGCGUGGGGUCUUGGAAGCCUGCAGAAAACCUCUUAGCUGUUCCCCUGCAAAUGUACUUGACUUCUCAAGCUGCAUUCCAGAGGACUUCACCCUGAGGACUUUUUUUUUCUUUUACAAAAAACCUGUUCUGGAGGCUGCGUGGGAGCCUGGCUGGAAGAAGGAACCGGCUCUGCCAGCCCCGGCGCCUGUGCUGGAGCCCGGCGAGCAAGGUCAGCCGGUGGCCGGCCACGUCCAUGGCCACGUCCCUGAUCAGGAAGGGGUUGCAGGCCCCCGGCUGGAGCAGGAGGGUGAGGAAGACUAUGCGAGAUGGAGGGCAGCUGCCGAGGCGUGCUGGCUGCGCUGGUCGUUCUGGCUGGGCUGGCAGCUUGUGGAUCCGGCAAUGAAAUCUUAGAGGGUCCCAGGAACGUCACGGUGGUGAAGGGCUCGGAGGCUCGCUUCAACUGCACCAUCUCCCAGGGCUGGAAGCUCAUCAUGUGGGCUCUGAAAGGCACGGUGGUUCUGAGCGUCACGCCCACCGAGCCCAUCAUCACCAACGACCGAUUCACGUCUGCAAGUUAUGAAGAGGGCGGUAACUUCAUCUCUGAGAUGAUCAUCCAUGACGUGCAGCUCAGUGAUGCCGGGCAGGUCAAAUGCAGCCUCCAGAACAGUGACCGGGAUGGAUCCGCUUUCCUUUCCGUCCAAGUCAUGGGGGCGCUGCUCAUUCCCGGAGGCAGCCUCGUAGUCCUUGCGGAAGAGCCUUGUAAUGUGACCUGCCGCGCUUGGGGCUGGACCCCACUCCCGGAUAUUUCCUGGGAGAUCGGGGCUCCCGUGAGCCAUUCGAGCUAUGACUCUGCUCCGGAGCCCGAUGACCUUCAAAGUGCAGUGAGUGUCCUGGCUCUCACGCCACUGGGCAGUGGCUCUGUGACUUGUGUCGCGGACAUGAAGGGGCUGCCCCUGCAAGAGUCCGUAACUGUAAAUCUUACGGUGGUUCAGCCUCCCUUGGGCAGUGUUGAUAAACCAGGUACGUCCUUGCCUACCUGGGCCAUAGCUCUACUUGCAGUCUCACUGUCAUUGCUUUCCAUCCUGAUAAUUGUUCUGAUUAUAAUAUUCUGCUGCUGUUGUGCCUCCAGGAGAGAGAAAGAAGAGUCUAGUUAUCAAAGUCAAAUAAGGAAAUCUGCAAGUGUGAAGACCAACACAGAAACUUUUCAGACAAAAAGUGGAAAAGAAAACUAUGGCUACAGCUCAGACGAGCCAAGGACCACAACUUCUCUGCCUCCGAAGGGCUCCGAAUCCAGUGUUCCCGAGCAGCGCGGCAGCAGGCCACCUCACCAGGGACUGGAUCACCGCCAGCCGGGCCCAGCAAGUCGUCCACAGGUGUCCUUUAACGUGGCCAGUCCUAAGAAGGUCAGGAAUGCGACUUUGGUAUAGUACAGGCGUCGCUUUGGCUGCACGUGGCUCUUGGCUGAUGACCCAUGUUCCAUCAUCGCUGUCUGCCAUCCUAAGGCUGGGCUCCAGCUGUGCCACCAUGACCCAGAAGAAGCGACAUUGGCGUUGUCUCAACAGAUACCUCAGAGGGAGAAAGGGCAUCCACUUUCCCAGCUUUUAAAGUGGAUUUUGACCUUUAGAACUUUUCAAGAUUUCAGCGCAUUUCGUAUUUACUGGGUACAAGCUGCAAAUUCAUUGCAAUCGUGUUUCCCAUCACGCAACACUCCUGCUUGCAACCCGACAACUGGUAGAUGAGUCUAUGUCCCACAGGACAUGUAGGAAGAUUUUAUUAUCUUAGGAGUUCCUGUUGUGGUGCAGCAGAAGCAAAUCCAACUAGGAACCAUGAGGUUGAGGGUUUGAUCCCUGGCCUCGCUCAGUGGGUUAAGGAUCCGGCAUUGCCGUGAACUGUGGUGUAGGUCGCAGAUGAGGCUCAGAUCUGGUGUUACUGUGGCUGUGGUGUAGGCUGGCAGCUGCAGCUCUGAUUCAAUCCCUAGCCUGGGACUCUCCAAAUGCCGUGGGUGUGGCCCUAAAAAGACAAAGAAGAAGAAGAAGAAGUUUUUAUUAUCUUAAAUCCCAUGAAGAUGAUAUUUAUGUAUGUUUUAUAUAUGUGGGUAAUAUUGCAUAUUAUUUGUGAAAAAAAAGGGGGAUUAAAACUUAGGAUCAAUCAGACAUUUAAAAUUGCCCAGAAAAUCAGAACUCAUAGGUUAUAAAUGGUAUUAAAUGCUAAGGCUGAUGUGCACUAAAGCAAAAUAUCUUCUGAUUUGGGGGUAUUUCCGUGAAGACCUUGUUGUCAUCUGCUGCCUUGUCAGUUUUGCUCUCAUGUCGUCAGAUGCAUUAAAUGUGACCUAUAUUUCGUAGGCGUCCUACCCCCAGCCAUGAAAAAACUGGAGAUGGGCAAUAUAGUCUUUCAUAAAUAAAAGCAAAAACACCAAAAAA